AUGGUGCUUCUCGGCAGAGCCAUGGCUUCUUUCCGCUUGGCCCUCAUCCAGCUUCAGGUGUCUUCCAUCAAGUCAGAGAACCUCACUCGAGCCUGUGGCCUCAUCCGGGAGGCAUCGAAGCAAGGAGCCCAGAUAGUCUCCCUGCCUGAAUGCUUUAAUUCUCCAUAUGGCACAAAGUAUUUUCCUGAAUAUGCAGAGAAAAUUCCUGGUGACUCCACACAGAAGCUUUCUGAAGUGGCAAAGGAGUGCAGCAUGUAUGUCAUUGGAGGGUCCAUUCCUGAAGAGGAUGCUGGGAGGUUGUAUAACACCUGUGCUGUGUUCGGGCCUGACGGAGCUUUGCUGGUGAGGCACAGAAAGCUCCAUCUGUUUGACAUUGAUGUUCCUGGGAAAAUCACGUUUCAAGAAUCGGAAACAUUGAGUCCUGGUGAUAGUUUCUCUGUCUUUGAUACUCCUUACUGCAGGGUGGGCCUGGGCAUCUGCUACGACAUCCGCUUCGCAGAGCUGGCGCAGAUCUACGCACAGAGAGGCUGCCAGCUGCUGGUGUAUCCUGGAGCUUUUAAUCUGACCACCGGGCCAGCCCACUGGGAGUUGCUUCAGCGAGGCCGGGCUGUUGAUAAUCAGGUGUACGUGGCCACGGCAUCUCCUGCCCGGGACGAGAAAGCCUCCUAUGUUGCCUGGGGGCACAGCACCGUGGUGAGUCCUUGGGGGGAGGUCCUCGCCAAAGCUGGCGCUGAAGAAACGAUCGUGUAUGCAGAUAUAGACCUGAAGAAGUUGGCUGAAAUUCGCCAGCAAAUCCCCAUUUUUAGCCAGAAGCGAUCAGACCUCUAUGCAGUGGAGGCCAAAAAAUCCUGA
Rangifer tarandus platyrhynchus (Svalbard reindeer) is the source of this 852-nucleotide messenger RNA. The record is from the annotation of a GenBank genome assembly. NCBI's taxonomy places the organism in Eukaryota, Metazoa, Chordata, Mammalia, Artiodactyla, Cervidae.